Messenger RNA from Phytophthora infestans T30-4, 678 nucleotides. RefSeq lists its product as uncharacterized. Lineage: Eukaryota; Oomycota; Peronosporomycetes; Peronosporales; Peronosporaceae. The transcript has 5 exons. The coding region runs from base 1 to 678 and encodes 225 amino acids. The record is from RefSeq and is a predicted model, not a curated record.
AUGGCAAGCGCAACAUUUGACCGACGUGGGGCAACGCUGGCGAAGGGCGUGCUGGUGACAGUGCACGACCUGUACGCCGGAGCUCUGCCUCUGCAGAUUCUAGAGACCUACCUGCAUGUGGUGCGCGGCUACGAUGUUCAACCUUUCCGUUUUCGACCGCGCGCACAGGACCUCGCCACUUCGGGCAGAGAACUAGCCCAGUUCUUGAAGAGGCGGAAGCCGCACACGAUGGACGAAGCUGUUGAUUUCGUGACGCACGGAUACGGCUCGUUGGUGUUGCGAGAAGCGUUCCGAUCUGUAGACUGGAACCACACCAAAUCUAAAGUAGUCAUGCUGGCACCGCCAAAUCGAGGGAUUCGGUACCACAAGUCGAUGAAGAAACACGUAGGGAUGGCAGGAUAUGGUGGCGUGGCAGCCGAAGAGCUGGCGACGUUGAGUGCUGAAGAACUGGACAAGCGACUGGGUAAACUACCACAACGAUGUUACCCUUUGGUACUUGCUGGAAAGCUGUGCCUUAAUCCGUUUAACCAACACAAUUAUCCGAACGAUGGACUCGUUAUGGUGGAGGAGACGGAACUACCAGGGCAAUUUCGACAGCAGAUUAUUGGUGCUCCACAUUAUUUACUACCGUCCCACCCCUCGGCGAUUGAACUUACACAGUCAUUUCUAGGGGCCUGA